GUUUGGGCACGCUGCAUCUAAGAUCAGUUGCAACUGCGACAUCAAAAUGGAGAGACCUCUUCAUAAUGUAUUGUUGCCCUUGAUGUGUCUGGCCUCGUUAUGUCUAGCUCAAGACGAAUUUCCUGUCUUGAAAGUGGGAUCGGUCUUGACGAAACCUUUCCUUCACGAAACAUCUCCCGGUGAAUAUGAAGGGUUUGUUAAAGACCUAAUGAACGCUCUUGCCGACAAAUUGAGCUUUACUUACGAGAUCGUCUUCGCUAAUGAUGACAAAUAUGGACACAAAUCUCCGGAGACAGGCAAAUGGACCGGCAUGGUUGGCAUGGCCAUUGACGGGGAUGCUGACGUUAUUGUGGCCGAUCUGACACAGACCAAAGAAAGGGAUACGGUUCUGGACUUCUCCACACCCUUCAUGACAUCUUCACUCACGAUCUUGACCAAAAAAUUUUCUACUUUUGGAAGUGAUGCCUUCUUCCUGACCCAACCCUUCUCCUUUAAAUUAUGGUCAUUGAUCUUGGUUUUAUUUGUGGCCACUGCCAUUGGUUUUUACCUCACCGCUCGAAUCACACCCUAUGAGCAUUGGUCCGAGAAGCUUCCCUCUGUGACCAUGUGUAACACAAUGUGGUUCCUUCUCUCAUACGGUUUCAAGGGUUCAAAUUUCACUCCAAAGGCCCUUUCGACUCGGUUUUUGACCUUUGGAUGGGUCUUGUCCACUUGUCUCAUCUUCUUCUGUUAUGUGAUCUCCUUGUAUGGAAUGGUGAGAAGUGGAAAUGGUGCUUCCACUAUGAUGGCCCCUAAUGUCGAGACUCUUUUGGCAAAUCCUGAUUUCAAAAUUGGAGUCUUCGAAUUCGGCUCCACCAAUGCUUUGCUGCAGAAAUCUAAUUACCCAUUGCACAAGAAGAUCUUGGCUCGUGUCCAAAAGUUUGACUCAUACAUCAACUCCAAUGCUGAGGGUGUAGAAAAGGCCCUCGAGUCCAAUGGUAAUUUUGGAGUCCUGAUGGAAGGCAAUGCAGCUGAAUUUGCCAAGAUUGGACAUUGCGAAUUGUAUACUGUUGGCCGAUUGGAUGAUCGACAUUACGCGCUAUCGUUUCCUAAAGAAUCCAAGUACGAGAAGAGACUAUCAAAUGCACUAAUGGAAGUGCAAGAGAGUGGUCUACUUCUCGAACUGAUCAAUAAGUGGUGGAACAUUAACUCCAAAUGCAACGAAGCUCAACAAGUCUAUUCAUAUUUGAACCAGGAUGGACCUGUGUUAUCUUAUACACAAUUCAACAGCGAGGAUUUCUAUUGGCUAUUCCACACGAUGUUUGCUGUUCUCGCCAUUGCUUUGGUGAUUUCGUUCAUGGAACUGGCUAUUUUUGCCGCUACCUCAGGUAAACGAUCCGAUUUCAAGUUGACCCGACACCUAAAAUAUGUCGUAAUCGGAGGAUUUGUGGAUAACGACCAAGACUACAGGAUCGCCAACAAUCACGCUUAAGAUGUGGUUUUCACGUUAACACUCAACCAUUUUCAAUGUAUUUGGAAACAAUUACAGAUCUGCAACUGCUUCUUUUCCUCCCGUAAUUUUUCUCUGGAAUUUUCAAAAAUCUUCAAAAGGGCUCCAUCCGACAAACAUUUCUUAUCGCAGUAUAUUACAUAAUAAAAAAAGAUUGGAAUCAAAGAA
This is a messenger RNA of Tigriopus californicus, 1657 nucleotides long. RefSeq names its product glutamate receptor ionotropic, kainate glr-3-like. The record is from RefSeq and is a predicted model, not a curated record. The transcript has 8 exons. Gene Ontology annotation, biological process: modulation of chemical synaptic transmission; synaptic transmission, glutamatergic. Gene Ontology annotation, molecular function: transmitter-gated monoatomic ion channel activity involved in regulation of postsynaptic membrane potential; AMPA glutamate receptor activity. NCBI's taxonomy places the organism in Eukaryota, Metazoa, Arthropoda, Copepoda, Harpacticoida, Harpacticidae. The coding region runs from base 47 to 1471 and encodes 474 amino acids. Gene Ontology annotation, cellular component: AMPA glutamate receptor complex; dendritic spine; plasma membrane.